UUAUGAGUACUGGCUGGAACUUCCAACACAACGGAAAAUACGCCCAGGGGAAAAGCGGGAAGGAGCUGAAUUACAUUAACAUUUUCGACAAAGGAGGGAUCCCCAACUUGAGGAAAAAAAAUGGACAGUUCGGCGACGGGCUGAAUUGCGGCCCCGCUGGGCGCAAGGCGUUGAUUCGAUGGAUAGAAUAUAAUUACCAACUGAAAAAUGAAGAGGAGAACAGCUACCCCGCUUUGAGCGCGUGCAAGGUGUGGCAAAGGAGGCAGUCCUUCCAGGAUAGGACCCUCUCCGGCUUAGUGGAUUUCCUCAAGUUUCUGAGCAUCCCCAAGCAUCUGACGUACAGAACGGUGUUCGACAAUUAUUUGUCCCCCAAGUUUGUAAACCGGCUUGCUUCGACGGAGGCGUCGCAGAAGGGACUAACCAAACUGGCGAAGAAAAUGAUGCCCAUGUUCCAAGUGCGCGAAAUGCAGCCACUCUUCUCCCUUCUUCUAGACAAAAUAGACAUCAUACCUAUAGGGAUACUCAAAACGCUGGUGGAGGAAACCCCCUCCGCUCAAUAUUUUUACGAAAUAACCUCCACCAAGGUGAAGAGGAAGAUAUGGGUUCUAUGCCCACAUAAAUUCUACCAACAAGUUGAGCCAAUCAUAGACGAAAUUAUUUUAAGAAUUAAAAUAAAAAGUAGACACGAUGACACAGUAGUUGCAUUGAUUAACCAAAUUGUAGAGUUGAUAGGAAAUCAAAAGGAAAAAAUAUUUUUGUAUAAUUUGUGUGUGCAUAUUGUGCGGUUGAAAUGGGUCCAAGUUAUUAUAAAUGAAAGGGAAAGUUUUGCCCCAGAUUGUGGGGGAGCAAAUAAAGGUACGUCUCCCCCAGGUGGGGAUAAAGAAUGCAAAAGUGAUGCUGAAGAAACUCCCACUCGUAUUCCACGCGAAAGAUACCAAUUUGAGGAGGAUAAAAAUUUAAAAAGUGAGGACAAGGAAAUUUGGGAUAACUUUUGUUAUGUAAAGUUAGAUCCCAUUUCGAACCCCCACUUGGCUGGCAACCAUUUUGGAGACAGGCUGAAAAAAUUGCACUCUUGCUUUGACAAAAUUAUGCAUAAGGAGCAAAAUAUAAAAGGGGAGGAGGUGACUAACUCCCAUGGGACGAAGCCAUUCGUUAUAUCUCUCAACGGGUAUAGCCACAAUAGCACCUCGUUUCACUAUUUGAAGAAGAGGAAGUUGGUGCAGGUAGGAGACCGUGAGGAUGAUAGGCCCAAAGGGGGGGGGAAUACCCCUUGGAAUAACUGCGCGAAGGACACAGGGAGCUUUUUCGGACGCAUCACCGAGCCAGGUACCAACUUUUGUGGCGAAUUUAAAAACGAUAUGAAGAGAAGCCUGUCAACAGGCCAAGAAGGGAAAGACGCGAAAAGGAUAAAAACCAGCAUAAACAGUUUUAAAGAAGAUAAGCUUUUUCCAAAUGGGUCUCACCUGAGCGGUGGAAAAAUGUGCAGCGAGGCGGGAGAUACCUCCACAGUUGGGGAGUUCAAGGGGGAGGACGAGGAGGAUGGCAUUAUGCCCGCGAGUGGCGCCAAUAAGGAUGGCACUCGAGGGAACACCCAUCCGAUUACAAACAACAGCCGCAGUAGCCAUAGUAGCAGGAGCAGCAACGAUAGAGAAGACGGAGAUGCGGCGGCGAUGGGGGUGGCGGCGGACGGCAAAAACGAAGGGCAGAAAAACAAAAAAGGCGCACAUAAAAGCAAGUGCAAAGCUAAUUGCCCCCCCAAAACGCUCCUACCUUUCGAUGGAAUGUUCUAUAGCCAUCUGCGACUCCUUCUGUGCGUGCAGUAUAAAGAAAAAUAUAACAUCACAGAGGAAGAGAUGGUGAAAGUAGACCGGUACUUCCCCGUGAUCGAAUUUAUUAGCCAUGUCAUUAGGGAUGGCAUCCUCAAUUUUUCGGAUCAAGCGAAAACGCAAGAGGUAGUUAAAAGGAUUAAAAACAGUUUGAAAGUGAAAAACGUGGAGGAUUUAUUUGAGUAUUCUCUUCUGUUUAGCAAUAUCUUAUUAAAGUUUUGUAUCAUUAAAGGCAUUUGCUUUUACUUCUACCGAAAUAACUUGGAGGUAGUGCCCUAUAAAAAUUGCAUGCUCUUUUGGACCUCCCUUUUUUACUUUGGAGUUUACAACAAUUUUUUUUCUUUAAUUAAGUAUGCCCUGGAUAAGGUAGAAUACAAGGACAGGAAAAGGAGGUGCAGCCAGUAUCUUCACGUGAGACGGGGGUUGCUGGGGGAAGGCACUCAGUCGUGUGGGGACUUCACUGGGGAGACCUUCCACACCGGCGCGGUGGAAAGUGAUUCUUGCGAGGGGAAAAGGGAGGGCCUAUCGGAGGGAGACUCUGGCGGAUCAGAUGAAGCGUCAGAUGAAGUAUCACCUGAAGCGUUGGAGGGGGCAUUACACGAAGGAAAAGGGGCGGAUCUAGCGAGGGAGGACUACAGAGAAUGUGGAGGAAGCCGGACUAGUGAAUAUUACGAAGAGGGUGACGAGGUUGGCGGUAGUGAGGGGGGCGACGCGGUCGGCAGUAGUGAUGGAAGUGAUGAUGUCGGGAGCAGUGAGGAGGGUGAAGAGAGUGGAAGUAGCAAUGUGAGUGAAGGGGCUGGAAGGACCGAACGGAGUGAAGAGCUCGAGGGGACCGCGCCCAGUGAAGAGGUUAACGGGACGGUGCCCAGUGAAGAAGUUGGCGGGACGGUGCCCAGCGAGGAGGUUAACGGGACAGCCCCAAGCGAAGAUGUUGACCACACCGAGCACAGUUCACCGACAGAAGGGCCAAGCGCGGGCUACCCCCACGAGGAGGGAAUUUCCCGUGAGAGGUACAAUAGCAGCGUUGAGUACGCGGAGCAGUCCAGCACAAACGGAAACGAACGUUACGACGAGGUGUGCGAAUACCAAGGGCAUCUGGAGCGGUACGACGAAAGUGAAGUGCGCGAUGGGGAAUCGAGCGAGGAGAGGAAGCGGCGGGAGCAAGAGCGGGCGUACGCCAGGUAUAGGGAGUACGCAUAUGGCGAGGGGGGGGAAGAAAAAGAUGAAGAGGAUGCAGAAGAUGAAGAAUAUGAAGAGGAUGGUGAAGAUGGUGAACAUGAAGAGGAUGAAGAAGAUGAAGAAGAUAGAGAAGACGACGAAAGCGACGACUAUGGUGCGGAUGGCGAAUAUGGUGAAGAUGGCGAAUAUGGCGAAUAUGGCGAAGAUCCCCUCGGAGACGAUAAGGAAAGUUACAUCCGCCGCUACACCCCCGCGCGGCAGUUCAAGACCUGCAGUGACAGCACGUGCCUCGAGCACCAGAGAGAGAGAAACGAAAAGGACAAUUUCAAACCGUAUUUCUACAGUGCGAGGGGUACACAAGAACCGAAGGAAGAAUACACCAGCAGUGUCGGCCAUACCGUAAGCGAAAUGAAAAGCAAAAAGAAGUAUAAACUUCUGGUGAGCGAUUGUAAAGACAGCCAUUUGAAGAUACCCCUAAUGAGCAUUUUAAAAUAUAUAGUCAUGGCGAAUAGCGAACAAGGCAGCUUCCUUUCCUUUUUUGAUUUUACCGAAGAGGAUCCCAAAUUUGAGACCUUAAAAUCUGUGAAGGAAAAAAAUAGCAUUUUGCUCUUAUCAGCUUUGUUAAAUAUCCCCCAAGUAAAUUAUAUGAAAAUAAAAAAUUUUUUUUCCAUCAUUCAUGAAUUUUUUUAUAUGGAAAAGAAAAAUUUACGAAGCGUAUCCCUCAGUAAUGCUCCCCCUAGGGAGGGUAACUCCAUUGGAGAAGUUGCACACGAGAUGAGGAGGGCGGAGGAAAAUAAAAAGUCAUAUACACCAAGUGAUCUGUUAAGCAACACCAACAUGUGUGGUGACGAUAAUGGUAAGGUAGAAAGGGUAGGCAGUAAUAUGUGCGCCCCUUCAAACGGUGCUAGCAGCUACGCCAAUUGGGGCUCAAGCAGACGAAACGCAGAAAAGGAAGUGAUCAGCAGCGGGUUCCCCCUUCAUAGUAGCAAUGAAUAUGCAACUAUGUGUGAGAAAGACAGACGAGUGAACGAAUGGGGUGAAGACCAAACCAGCGUGUCGGACACGGGCAGUAUUAACAACUUGCCUGUGGGAGGGAGGGAAAAACACACGUUUGAAAGUUUGAGGAAAAGGCUAGUGAGCCAAAUAAAUGAUAUGAACAGCGCGAUGAGUGCAAACCACUUCUUAGUAAAUAAUAACAUAACGUCUGUGUGCGCUUACCUGAGGGAGAUGGGCGGUGGGGCUGGCGAUGGAGUUAGCGUUUUCGAUGGAGUUAUCCGUGGUGAUGGCUGGGCCAACCCCCUCAGCCAAGUCGAUGGGGACAAGGCGACACAUCUGGCAACCGAAGCGAAGGGAAGUACGCCCCGCGCAGUCAACCCCUUUUGCGAAAUUUCGAAAGAGAUAGUGAAGAAGCUCACCAAUUGCAACCGCGUCAGCACCAUUAACAAGUGCCUGCCUUACAUUUUAAAAACAAGUUCCCGAACUUUCCAUUUUUUAAAAAAAAAAAAACUGAUAAAUAUUUACAUAAAAUAUAUGUAUCUAUAUGAGUAUCUGUACCACAUGGUACUGAACAGAAUGCUGCACAUUAGCACGGUGAAGAGUCUCCCCUUUUUGCAAAACGUCAUCUUAAAAGAGUUGCAUUAUUACUUUGAGGAUUUUAAAAAUAGGAAAGUGAAGAACCUGUGGAAGUUUUACCUCUACGCUCGCACACUGAUUGACAUAAACAAAAUGAACUUAAUUAACAAGCUGUUCCAUAACAAUGCCAUUGAUUAUUUUAUAAAGCUCUUUUACUCCCUUUCCUUUUACAACCCUGUUUUUUCGGUGCUUUUUUUGAAGCUCAUCGAGACACCCCUGUUUUAUAGGAGCAUUGAAAAUAAGAAGAGCGAAAUUUUGCAAAACAUUUGGAUCGGGACGCAUGAAAGGAACUUUGCAGGCAAUUCCGAAGACAAUCGACAGUCCACAGAGUAUAAAAUUUGGAUCGACGCGUACAACAAAUUUUUUACCAAGUGA
Plasmodium vivax (malaria parasite P. vivax) is the source of this 5012-nucleotide messenger RNA. RefSeq lists its product as hypothetical. NCBI's taxonomy places the organism in Eukaryota, Apicomplexa, Aconoidasida, Haemosporida, Plasmodiidae. The transcript is spliced from 6 exons. The record is from RefSeq and is a predicted model, not a curated record. The coding region runs from base 3 to 5012 and encodes 1669 amino acids.